CUGCAUUCACAAUGGAGGGGCCACACCACCUGCACCUCGUCACCCUGUUCUCACUGCUUCUCUCCAAUGUGGUGCCCACACAUCAGGCAGAGGAGGUUGUCCUGUUGGAUUUUGCCUCAGCACAUGGAGAGCUUGGUUGGCUGACUGAUCCAUAUAACGCAGCUUGGGAUCUCCUUCAGAAUGUGUGGAAUGACACGCCCAUAUACAUGUACAGUGUGUGCAAUGUGGUUGAAGGCAAUCAGGACAACUGGUUACGGACCAACUGGAUCUACCGCGGAGAAGCACAGCGCAUAUUCGUCGAGCUCAAGUUCACCGUGCGUGACUGCAACAGCUUCCCCGACAUUGAGACCUCCUGCAAGGAAACCUUCAACCUCUACUAUGUUGAGUCAGACUCUGAUUACGGAACAAUCUUUAGGAAGAACCAGUUCAAAAAAAUUGACACAAUAGCACCUGAUGAAGUCACAAGGCAAGAGGAUGUAGACUCCCGAAACGUGAAGAUUAAUGUUGAGGUGCGCGCAGUUGGCUCACUCAAGCAGAAUGGCUUCUAUUUGGCUUUUCAAGAUGUCGGUGCCUGUAUCGCGCUCAUAUCCGUGCGCGUGUACUACAAGAAGUGUCCAGCCAAUGUGCGCAACAUGGCCGUCUUUCCAGAAACAAUAGCCGGAGAAGAUUCUCAAGCUCUCUCUGAAGUUAUUGGGACUUGUGUAGAUCAUGCAGUGGCCCAUGAGCCACCGAAGAUGCACUGCAAUGCUGACGGCGAGUGGUUGGUCCCAGUUGGCCAAUGCAUGUGCGAGGCUGCAUACGAGAUGGUGAAUGGUACUUGCCAAGUGUGUAAGGAGGGGUUCUUCAAAUCGGAGGCCAGCAACAACCCCUGUUUGGAAUGUCCUGCCAACACCCAGCCCUCUGAUGCAGGUUCCACACUGUGUCCGUGCAAGGAAGGUUUCUACCGAGCCCCCAAUGACCCAGCCACCUCCGCUUGUUCUCGACCACCAUCUGUACCAAUGGCUCUUACUGCUACUGCUAUGGGUUCCAUGGUUGUGUUGAGGUGGAUGCCGCCCAGUGACACUGGGGGCCGCAGUGACAUUACCUACAGUGUGGUUUGCGAACGCUGUGCCUGGGACACGGGAAGCUGCAAACCCUGUGAGGCUGGCAUUCGCUUUACCCGCCAGCUCCCAUUUGUGGAGACCACAGUGAGUGUGAUGGAGCUGGAGCCACACACCAACUACACCUUCAAGGUUGAAGCGAGGAACGGGGUGUCCGACCAGAGCCUUAAACGCAGCAUCACCAGCACCGUUGUCUUCAUUAACGAGACAGAACCUCCUAAAAUCACCUCGAUAGUUAUGGAGGAUCGGGACAAGUCCAGCCUUACUCUGUCCUGGAGUGUUCCCAAAAGGCAGAUGAGAGGCAUUUCAGGUUACGAGCUCAUGUACAGCAAGAAGGUGGAUCAACAAAGCUACACAGUGCUGCGAUCUGACAAUAAUUUUGUGAAGGUUUCAAACUUGCAGCCUGGAACCGUGUAUGUUUUCCGUGUGCAAGCGUUGACGCCAGGUGGGGCUGGAUUUUACAGUGAGACGUACGAGUUCCUGACUCUUCCAGAUAAAGCAGAUCCUAAUUGGACAACCCUUAUAGUUGGGAUGGUGGUUGGAGGAGUCACCGUGAUACUGCUGCUGUUCAUUAUCUUCUAUGUUAGGCGGAGGAGACGCAGUUCCCGGGCACGUCAGGGACCUGAGGAUAUUUAUUUCACCAAACACUCUGACCAGCUGAAGCCUCUGAAGACCUAUGUUGAUCCACAUACCUAUGAGGACCCAAACCAGGCUAUCCUAAAGUUUGCGGAUGAGAUCCAUCCAUCUGCAAUCACCAAGCAGAAAGUGAUUGGAGCUGGUGAAUUUGGUGAGGUCUACAAAGGAAUUCUGAAGAAAAAGCAGAAGGAGAUUGGUGUAGCUAUUAAAACACUAAAAGCCGGCUACACUGAAAGCCAAAGGAUCGAUUUCCUGAGUGAAGCAAGCAUCAUGGGACAGUUCAGUCAUCACAAUGUUAUUCACCUGGAGGGCGUUGUCACCAAAUACAAACCCCUUAUGAUUGUUACCGAGUAUAUGGAAAAUGGAGCACUAGAUGCCUACCUUCGGAGAAAUGACGGUGACUUCUCUUCUCUCCAACUGGUCGGAAUGUUGCGUGGAAUUUCGUCCGGCAUGAAGUACCUUUCCGACAUGAAUUACGUACACCGGGACCUUGCAGCUCGCAACAUCCUGGUGAACAGUCAACUGGUAUGCAAAGUGUCGGACUUCGGGCUCUCCCGAGUUUUGGAAGAUGACACUGAGGGGACAUACACCACUAGUGGAGGAAAGAUUCCUAUCCGUUGGACUGCUCCAGAGGCAAUUGCUUAUCGGAAGUUUACCUCGGCAAGUGACGUGUGGAGCUUUGGCAUUGUAAUGUGGGAAGUCUUGUCCUAUGGCGAGAGGCCUUACUGGGAUAUGUCCAAUCAUGAGGUGAUGAAAUCGAUAAAUGAAGGAUUCCGCUUGCCCGCUCCGAUGGACUGUCCUUCAGCCAUCUACCAGCUGAUGAUGCAGUGCUGGCAACAGGAGAGGGCGAAACGACCCAAGUUCUGUGACAUUGUUAACAUCCUCGACAAAUUGAUCCGCAACCCAGAGUCCUUGAAAAGCAUCGCAGAUUUUGAUCCACGUGUGUCCAUCCGCCUGCCUAGCACCAGUGGAACCGAUGGCAUGAUCUUCCGUACAGUCAACGAGUGGUUGGAGUCUAUAAAAAUGGGACAGUACUUGGAGAAUUUUAUGACAGCGGGAUACAAUACCAUGGAGCAUGUAGUUCAGCUAACCACAGAGGAUGUGAAGAAGAUUGGAGUCCGGUUACCAGGGCACCAGAAGAGGAUUGCUUACAGCAUUAUGGGACUGCAGGAACAAGCUACCAGCAUGGGUGUAUACACUGUGUGAACCCCUCCGCACACUCCACCCCAGGGGCUAAAACCCCAAAAGUCUUUUCCAUACGACUUGCGAUACUUGAAUGGGACGAUGAUUUUACACACGAGAGUGCUGGAGAGAUCUAGUGCUGAAGAAAAACUCUGUUCCUGUUACCUUUUUUCAAAAUCUGGAGGAGACUGAAAUAGAAGAGAGAGGAACACAUCACCAGCCGGACCUCAUGACACCUUUCAUCCAAUGUUUGGGAUUCCAACUGGCGGGUGUCCAACACGAUUGUAUUAGGAGGGUUGGGAACUUUCCAGAAGCUUUUGAGCCAAAGAGGCUAUAAUUGAAUUGCUGAGCUGGUGCUGGGUGCGUGUGGAGGGAAUGGACUACUUUUUUUUUGAUCCAGGCAGCAUCCAGUUCUACUGUGUGUUGUGUAGUUUAAUCCAUUCUUUAUAGAUUGGUUGGUUGGCUUCAUCCCUCUAAUAGUAACGGGGUCCCAAAUGCCCAGUAAUAAGACUAUUCCUUGAGAUGUCUCCUUAUCUGACAGCAUCUUCAGAGUUGCUUAUAUAUUAAAGUUGAGACUCUCUCAAGAAACCUUUACUUUUUGAAUUCUACAUUUCCAUAUUUCUUAGGGCAUGAAGUUCCAGUUCCAUGUUAGCAAACUUGAUGGCAUGAAACCAGAUGAAGUUUAAUAGAUGGCAUGUAGAAUACUAGUUCUCAGUGUUUGUGUAUAAAUGUAAUUUAAACAUGUUUCAUUAUAUCUAGAGCUUAAAAUGGCAUUAUAAACGAGUGUCACAGUUGAGCCGUGACUGGCUAAAUCUCUCAGCAUUUCCCAGAUGGCUGAGACUGAUGAUUCUCUCAUUGGGUUCCAUUGAAUGAUUUCCACAUUACAGCCCAUGAUUUGGACUGUAAUGCACUUGGUGGCCAUGAUGAUUGUCCUAGCGUGUGAUUAAACAGAACACACCCCCCACACAAUGGGGCACUGGAUUCAUUCUCUCGAUGUUUGGCUAGUGUUUAAAAUCCAAUUAGUAGCCCAACUGACCAUUGGGCAAUAUAUGUAUAAAUGAGGGGUAGGUCAUCCUAAUAAUAGCAGUCACUUGCCACUCAGCCAGUUCAAAGACUACCUCUACCCAACCCCCGAGGUGCAGUGAUGGGUACGUGGGCUGUUUUCUGAUACCAGCUGCUAACAAUGCAGCAUAUUGUUAAAUCCCAAAGGUUUAAGUCCCCUGAAACUUGGUGUCUGACCUCCACAUCCUGCAAACAUUCCCAUUUCAGAGGUUCCCCCUCCCGACGCCUGUGUGUAAUUGUAAUGCACUUCCGUACUGAUCCAUAAACAAAAUAGCAACAAAGGUCAUUGGCUUUGACAUGGGGGUAGGUAGUGGAUUUUCACACAGCAUAAUGAGGGGAGUCCUUUAUUUUUCAAAUCCGUGUUUUUUUUAAUUAAAAACAAAAAAGUGUGAAUUUGCACAGCCUGAAUUUUAUUUCCUGAUUUAUAGGAACCGGACAGAUUUUUAUAUAUAAUAUAUAUAUAUAUAUAUACAUAUAUAUAUAUGUAUAUAUAUAUAGUGAAUCUUUUCAGAAAUAGUUUGAUUUAGAAACUUUUGCUCUUUUUUUAAAAAAAAGAAAAUAUGUUUUAUUUAAACUGUAUUUAUUCUGUGCUUUCCUACCACACUUUUUUUAAUUUAUUUAACUCAAUUUAAUUUUGUGCCUCUGGCUGAAAGUGUGUGAUUUUAUUCCUUAUUGUCUUCAAGUUGCUUGUAUUUAGAAAACGAUUUAUUUAUUCAGACCCAAGUGAACCAACCCGGUGAGGAGUUUGAGAGGCUCCCUGCCCAGGAUGGGUUUAUUUUGUAAUAAAAGCUGGUGUACUGGUA
Carcharodon carcharias (great white shark) is the source of this 4783-nucleotide messenger RNA. It is a transcript of the gene epha2b, whose product is annotated as eph receptor A2 b. Lineage: Eukaryota; Metazoa; Chordata; Chondrichthyes; Lamniformes; Lamnidae. The record is from RefSeq and is a predicted model, not a curated record. Gene Ontology annotation, biological process: axon guidance; protein phosphorylation; cell surface receptor protein tyrosine kinase signaling pathway. Bases 12 to 2942 code for a protein of 976 amino acids. Gene Ontology annotation, molecular function: transmembrane-ephrin receptor activity; ATP binding; protein binding. The transcript is spliced from 17 exons. Gene Ontology annotation, cellular component: plasma membrane; neuron projection.